UACACGCACACAUGUAUACACAAUAUAAUGUAUAUCACUCUUAGGCUGUUAACAUAGCUCCCAUACAUAACGGAUGAAAGGCAGAAAGGGAAAAAGAGGAGGGCGUCUUACAAUCGCCAAUAGGACCGCUUAUCGAACUUCGAUUAGACCACUUAACGAAGCGGAUCAAUUCAUCAAAUAAAUGGUUCAGCGGCGGUCAUGCGGGCGGGAGUUUCCAUAUAAAAGGAAGCCUGGGUGCUGGAAGGCCAGUGUCAUUUACCAGCAUCACCUCUGCUCUUCAUCUCUCAAGCGUCAUGUCUGGCUGCGCAAUGUGGAUGAUCCUUGCUCUGGCUGCCUCCUGUAGCGUCAUGAGUCUCGCAAGAAUCAUGGAUCCCGGGCACAGCCGCCCUCCCUUCCAGCUGCCUUCGUCGCCUUCGUCUUCGAGUGUUACGGGCGCGGCCUCGGCUCUCCGCCUGGCCAAGCGGGAAACGUUCGACCCAGCGUGCAAGGGCAUCUACAACCGCGCCAUCUGGGGCAAGCUCAACCGGGCGUGCGAGGACUGCCAGAACCUCUUCAGGAAAGAACCGGCCAUCUACGAAGCCUGCAGGGAGAAAUGUUUCGACACAGCAAUCUUCCCUGCGUGUGUGGUCGAACUCUCCCUCAAUCUUAACGAAUACAUGUUCGAAGCAGAGUUAAUUCGCGAGCUUUAAACGGAUGAAGAUAAUGGCUUGCAGAUUCACUCGGAAACCAAGAUGUGAAAUGAUGUGAAUAUCGCUAUAUCUAAUACACGUUGGGUAUAUUUUUUUAAUGUAUUGAGAGCAAAUACUAAAAUGUGGUUGUAAUUUAGGGUAAUGAAAGGCCUAUCAAUUGAAAGUUAACUUUAAUUUAUAUGUUCAUUGCCAAAAAAGUUAGACAGUGUAUGACGAAAUUAUAUUUCAAAUAAAGUUACUGUACAAUAAAAUUACUCCUUCCUUUAUUUACCUAAAAAUUAAGACUUUUUUCAGAAUCCAAAGUUAAAGUACACCAUUUAUUUUGGAUUUUUGUAUCACCUUUUUUUGCUUCCUGUUACUUUUUCCUUUAAUAUGCAGAUUCACUUGUAUAGAAAAGCCUUCAGACCGUAUUGUAUUAUUAUUUAUUGUAUAUUUCAUCUCAAUUUUGUCUGCCAGAGAUUAAAAGAGUUGUAAUUUCAUUAAAAAGAUGAAUAGUCACAAUAUAAAGACCGUAGAGUAUUUGUUUACUACUAAGCGGUCAGUUUUCUGCAGUUUAAGCCGUAAAUAAUAUCUUGCAAGAUAUUAAAAGGCAACAGAAAUAUAUGUUCUAAUGAAUUAAAUGAAAAAAUAACCGAGAUGUAUUUUAAUCUAAUGAAGCGGUUAUAAAAUGUUAUAACCCAGCACUCUUAUAUCACACUCUGCAUUCUCACAAUCUGUAUUAUAAAUGCUACAUGUAGUACUUAUGUCUUAUUCAGAUGGUCAUUAAAUCCCCCAUUUAGUUCCAUCCAUUCAGUUUCAUGGAUAAAUUUGAUAUAAGCAUGUUUAAUAGUCUAUGUAUAGGAAAAAAAUGAGUUCUUGGCACUCGAGAAAGGAGAGUUAUUGUUAGCGAUGUUGUCCUCGCACACGACCCUUGUUUUGCUUUUGCAUUAUUGCUCCUUGUCUUUUUAAGUUCACUGCAGUGUAGGUAUUUUCAUUUUUUUACUCUCUUCUUUUUUAUCUCCUCUCUACUGUUAGGUAUUGCGUCUAUGCCAUGAUAAACAAACAAGUGCGAACGAAGAAAUACGAAUUUUAAAUGACUUUCAGACGGACGAUGUCAUUGUAUAAUAUGAGUUAAAACCACUACUAUUUUCUAAACUUUAAUUGAAGAAUAAUUCAUAAUAGUCAUUUCGGCUUCACACCUCGUAACCUAAUACAGGCACAAUACAGUAGAUAUCAAAUCCACAAUAAAUAUCAGACAAUUACCAGACAUUUCUCACUUCAAUAUCCCGGUACAAAUAGCAUUUCCGUGUAAUGCAGAGUUGAAGACAGUGGUAAUCCUAGGUUUGCUACACUUACACCUUCUCGUCACAUAAAGACACAAAGUGAGAGGGACGAGAGGGUAUGGGCAUGUAGAGAAGGAAUAAGGAGUAGGGGGGUAGGGAGGAGGGGAUGGAUGCUAAGGACAGAGUCGCCUGGUGUUAGAUAAUAAAAGUUAACAAAGAGGAUAUAAUGUGUGGUGAGGAAGGAUAUACUGGCGACCGGUGUAUCAGAGGAAGGUGUAGAGGAUAGGAUGAGAUGGAAAAUAAUAAGAAAAAGAAGAGGA
Molecule: messenger RNA, 2271 nt
Organism: Penaeus chinensis
Lineage: Eukaryota; Metazoa; Arthropoda; Malacostraca; Decapoda; Penaeidae
Product: molt-inhibiting hormone-like
Exons: 3
Coding region: 294-689 (131 amino acids)
Biological process (GO): circadian rhythm
Source: RefSeq, a predicted model, not a curated record